This is a messenger RNA of Dromaius novaehollandiae (emu), 932 nucleotides long. It is a transcript of the gene RBP4, whose product is annotated as retinol binding protein 4. The record is from RefSeq and is a predicted model, not a curated record. NCBI's taxonomy places the organism in Eukaryota, Metazoa, Chordata, Aves, Casuariiformes, Dromaiidae. The transcript has 6 exons. Bases 123 to 722 code for a protein of 199 amino acids. Gene Ontology annotation, biological process: retinol transport. Gene Ontology annotation, molecular function: retinol binding; retinol transmembrane transporter activity.
UAUCCCAAGGGAUUGCGAAAGCCCCAGGGCUACAUAAAGCACUGCCUGGCUGGGUGGCCCAGCUGCUGCCACCAACACUUGGGCUCUUGAGAGGCUGCGGGGACUGGCACUGUCUGGACAAGAUGGCCCACGCGAGGAGAGCCCCGGCCUGGCUGCUGCUACUGGUGCUGGCCUUGCUGGGUGGCAGCGCAGCAGAACGGGACUGCCGAGUGAGCAGCUUCAAAGUCAAGGAGAACUUCGACAAGAACAGGUAUAGUGGCACCUGGUAUGCCAUGGCAAAGAAAGAUCCUGAGGGGCUGUUUCUGCAGGACAACGUGGUAGCCCAGUUUACAGUAGAUGAGAAUGGAGAGAUGAGUGCCACGGCAAAAGGCAGAGUCAGACUCUUUAAUAACUGGGAUGUCUGUGCAGACAUGAUUGGCUCUUUCAAGGACACAGAGGAUCCUGCCAAAUUCAAGAUGAAGUACUGGGGCGUUGCUUCUUUUCUGCAGAAAGGAAAUGAUGAUCACUGGGUAGUGGACACAGAUUACGAUACUUAUGCUCUUCAUUACUCCUGCCGCCAACUAAACGAAGAUGGCACCUGUGCUGAUAGCUAUUCCUUUGUGUUCUCCCGGGACCCCAAAGGAUUGCCUCCAGAGGCACAGAAAAUUGUAAGACAAAGGCAGGUAGACCUCUGCUUGGACAGAAAAUACAGAGUUAUCGUUCAUAAUGGAUUCUGCUCUUAAGGAGAUCCAAAACUAUGGAAGGAAAUCAUGUAACAGCAUCAUGGAUGUAAUGUUAACACAUUGAUUAAGUGUUCUGUUGAAAAGCUUUUAAAUGGCUUUAUUUAGAUCUUGAAUAUAUUUAUCUGAGCUGUGUAGCUCACCCUGUCAAUAAACCAAUGAAAUGUUUUAAUAAACUUCGAUUACGGGGGAUGCAAAUUGUUUGUAUGCACA